Molecule: messenger RNA, 2471 nt
Organism: Nematocida parisii ERTm1
Lineage: Eukaryota; Fungi; Microsporidia
Exons: 1
Coding region: 1-2424 (807 amino acids)
Biological process (GO): Golgi organization
Cellular component (GO): Golgi apparatus
Molecular function (GO): protein binding
Source: RefSeq, a predicted model, not a curated record
AUGGGAAGUACAACAAGCAAGUGCAUUUCUAACUCACUGCACGUGAUAAAAGUAAGAAGCCAGUCAGCCGCUGACAGGUACGGAAUACUUCCAGUGCUUCAUUAUAUAGUAGAAAUCAAUGGACAAAGCAUAUCCAGUGAAAAGGAUAUACUAAGAAUAACCGAGUCAUGGGAGACUGGGAAGGUACAGCUGCUUAUGUAUGAUGUCCGGUCAAAGAAAGAGUUCUUAUUGGAUAUGGUUAGGGAGAAUGGGGAGAAAAUUGGAUUUAGCAUUAAAUUCCAUAAGGGUGAGAGAGCUCCAUAUACAUUCCGUGUUUUGGAUGUGGAGUAUAACUCACCUGCCUUGGAGUCUGGGCUAAGAAAGGAUGAGGAUUAUAUCAUAGGGCAUGGUAAUGGAGGGUUCUCUUGGGAGAAUGAGUUUGAGAAUAUGCUGAUAAACCACAAAGGAGGGCCUGUGGCUUUACUGGUGUAUAACAUAGGAAUGCUAAGCAUAAGAAAGGUGGAGAUAUAUCCUACACUAGAUGGAGAGAUUGGGUGCAGCUUAGGAGGUGGCAUACUCAAUGAAGUGCCAUAUACAGAUGCAAGCAUAGAUUUAGUGGAGGAAGUAGUAAAGCCUAACCGCACUGCUAAAUGUAUUUCACCAGCCAUGCCUAUGGCUGUGUAUACAGAGGCAGUUUCUGGCGGGAAUGAACAGUCAGUGCAAGAAACAGUGCAACAACCGUUACAGGAAACAAAUAAGCAGCCAUUGCAGAGAACAGUGCAACCUCCACUGCAAGAAGCAGUAAAUACCAAUUCUGCACAAGGCACGCCAGAGGCAGAAGAUACAGAAAGUGUAACAGAUGCUGUAACAGCAGAAAGUAGUUUACAAGAAAGUGGCAUGAAUGUGCCUAUAGCAUACUCAGAAGAAACAAACGAAUAUACUAUUGGUGGCAUUCCCACUGAGACUGCUUUAGCAGAGAAAGUGCAGGAUAUGCAGAUACAGAGUACUGAGUCUGGCCAAAGAAUGUAUGAGUGUGAGGUGAAUAGUGAAUUCCCUUUAGAUGCACAGCAGGGCAUGACUGAUGAAAUAGCAGAUGAACUAAACUCUGAAAUACGAGGAAAGAUGCUAGAAGAAGAGCUGCACCAAUCUUUAUAUGAAACAAUGCCCACUGAUGAAGUAUCUGAUGGUUUCAAAUGUCAAGCGUUAGAAGAUGAACCAGUUUCUUCCCCAACGGUAGAUCACAUUUCAAGAAUAUCUAGUUCGGAUUACAAAGAUAUUUUAGAGAACUACCAGAUGGAGAGCACGCAAGACAACUCGAUUACUGCCCCGUAUGAAUACAAUACAUCUGCGAACCUGGCAUCAAAUAUGCUAAAUGGGCAGGGUACAGAAAUGUAUGACUAUAUAAACGCACCGACUAUAAACCAAGCAGAGUACACUGCAAAUAAUGUGCCAUAUGAAUAUGUGAAAUAUAAAGAAUAUGAUUCCCGACCUGCACCAUACACUGAGCAAGUAGAGAGAACACAGUCGCGCUAUUCUAAAUAUACACCGUCGCCAGAAAGGCCUAGAGAGCAGCCUCCGCUAUAUGCAGAUAAAUCACAGAUGUAUGAGCAGCCGCCCACGCCAGACUAUACGCAGGGCUGGAAUAACUUUGAAAGAAGCUACACUGUAGACAACUCACCAGAUGAGUUGGAAGAGUACGGCCGGCCAGCACAAAAUCGAGAGAUUGAAUAUGAGCAGCCUCCACUGUAUAGUAAAUACGACCCGAGAGAUGGCAUGGCGUAUGAAUACUCACCUUUCAAUAAUCAGAAAGAAGAGUAUUAUGAAGAAAAAGCAACUAAAAGCAGAGACAACCAUGAGAAAUCACCCACAAACCAUGCUGUAUACGAAAAAGUGUCUACACAUACAGAGUAUAAAAAGCCCGAUAGCCAUUCAGAUAGCACAAAGAAGAAAUCCUCUACACAUGAAGAAAAAUCCGAGAAAUCUCAUAAAGAUGGUGAAAAAAUAACAUCUACUGUUGUGCAUCACAAGAGGAUAGAAGAUUCCCACGAGAAGCCUAUAAAGGAAACAGUCAGGGAAACCGUGAAAGAGUAUGCUCCACCCGAAAAACCCCAUCCUAAAGAAAAGCCAACUACAGUAAUCAAUCAAGCAUAUAAUGAGUAUAAUUUCCCACCGCAUGAUCCCAAAGAGGCACCUGCUCCAAAUACAUUCUAUCCCUCUGAAUUUGAUGAAAGCGUGCCAGGACCUCUUGCAGGGUACAUCCCAAGCCAGCAGGCAUACAAUAUGCUAAAUGGCGGACCUGCUCCAGGUGAUGUCCGUGUGUAUCCAAGAGAAGAAGCCUUACAAGAGCCACUAGUAGGAAAUCCUUCAGAGAAAAAAAAUAAGCGAGACCCUUUCUACCUGCAGCCAGGAGAUGCUGGGUAUACCACAGAUGAUUUUUUUAAGUAGUUCUUAAAUAGCUAGAAAGAUUUUAAUCUUUUCUAAUUAUAACCGCU